UUACUGCUCAGGUUUUUUCGUGUAUUUCCAGCUUGACUGGAAACGUCGAGAGGCGAGGGAGAAACGCUCCACGCACGGCCCUGGGGACUCGGCGCGGCGCGCAUGCGCGAGGAACGCUGCCUGUUUGGCAACAACGCGGCUCUCUCUCUCCACGGCGCUCAGUUCUGAGAUCACGAGACGGUAGGGACCACGUUCGUGUCGCGUGGCCACGAGACGCGUCCGUCGUACGAUCGAACGAGGUGGCGAGGCGCUUUCCACUCGGGUUUCCCCAGCGACGACGGCAGGAAGGAAGAUCGGCCCGAGGUUUCGCGGGUGUUUUUUCUGACGCGGUGAAAGGCGCGGGACAAAGUAGAACGCGGGUUAGAAAGUCGGACGAGUCGCGGGAGCGAGCGCCACCCGAGACAGCGAGAGCGAGAGAGAGACGGACGAGGUGGGUGGGGGAAGCAGCGACCAAAGUGCGGGGGCCCAGCUGUUCUCCGUGGUAGGAAAGGAGGAGUGGGGGGAGGCUCACGCCGAAUAUACGCGUCGACGGUAGCGAGCGAGCGAGAGAGAACGUCGGCGACUCGAGUGGUGUGUGCGGAAGCCGCGGCAACGUGCGCGCCGAGAAUCGAGGAUACGGCGAAGGUCACGCGAGAAAGUUGGAGGUCGCGCGCGCUUUUGGCGAUCGAGAGGGCCCGGGCGCGGAGAGCAGCGCGAGCGAAUCGUCGCGCGUCGACUCGAGGAUAUAGCGGCGUUUCUCCAGUCGCCACCCGUUAGAAUCCCGCGGCGCUCGCGGUACCGUCGUCGCCGCGAUUCGGGGCAACCGAGAGAGCGGUACUGUUUUCUUCGCGAGAGAACGGAGCGACGCGAGAGGAAAGACCCGGCUCGGAGAGAGAGAGAGAGAGAGAUAGAGAAAGGGAGAGAAAUGUGGCGUCCCACGAGCAGAAGCACCCAGAUGGAGGAACGUGUUACAGAGGUCGACAAGAAGCAGCGGCGGUGGAAGUGCGACAACGACAACAACGACGGCGGCGGCGGCAAGUACGACGAGGACGAGACGGGCAACGUCGACUCCGGAUUCCUGUCGGGCGGCAAUCUGCAGUUCAGCGGCGAGAUCAGCGGCGACUCGGGACUGCUGCAUUCGUCCGGGGUGGAACGGUGGGGGGCGGGGAAGGGGGAGCGGGAGAAGCGGGCCAGCGGGCUGGCGCCCGAGGCGACGGCGACAUCGACAUCGUCAUCGGCGGCCUCGACGGUGGUGGCGGAGGAGUUCGCCGAUGAGGAGCCAAUGAGGGCGAUCGACAGCGGCGUGGACCUCGACCUCACCGAGACCCUGAGCCAGCUCAGUCUCAAGCAGGUCAGCCUGAACCGGCUCGCCGCCAAGGGCGGCAAACUCAUCUGCGCGGAGCCGACGACCCCGUCCCCCGAGCUGCUGCUGCCCGUCAGUCUCGCGCGGACCGACGAGGACGAUGCGACGUUCGAGCAGCGGGCGAGCGACGAGGAGCCGUGGCAGCUGUACUACGCGCAGGACGACGACGGUGACACGCAACUGCACCUGGCGAUCGUGCAGGGCUUCACGGAGGCCGCGCUCUCUUUGAUAAGGAUGGCCCCUGACCCGUGCCUCCUGAACACCAUGAACGACGACUGGCAAUCGCCCCUGCACCUGGCAGUGUUGACUCACCAGCCCCUCAUCGUCAGGCAACUGAUCCUGGCCGGCGCGGAUCCAGCCCUGAGGAACUUCCGCGGGAACACGGCCCUCCACCUGGCCUGCAUGAACGGAGAUCUCGCUUGCGCGAAGGCCCUCGCCGACCCGUUAUCCACGGCGGAGAGGAACCAGCUGAUGCCGGGACGGACGGUGCCAGCCUUACCUCAGAAUCUGGAGCAACGUAAUUACAGCGGCGAAAUGUGCUUGCACGUGGCAGCCGCCAGUGGAUACGUGGACCUGGUGCGACUCCUACUGCGCUCAGGCGCCGAUCUCAAGGCGAAGGAGGGUCUGGCGGGAUACACGGCGCUUCAUCUCGCGGUGGAACGACAGUAUCGGUCGUUGUUUGAUUUCCUGGUGCCGGAAUGCCAACGCGCGUCGUGUCUGAACGAGCAAACGUACAGCGGGACAACGGCCUAUCAGUUGACCCUGAACAUCAGGAGCGAGUUCGCUAGGAGGGCACGCAGGGAGCUGAAACGGCGCGGGGCGCAUCCAGAGCCGCUGCCCGAACCGGAUUCCGAGAGCAGCGAGGACGAGGAGACGACGAGGACGUCGUGGGCGGCGGAUUACUUGCCCGCCAUCGUCAACACGCAAAGCGCGGUUGGGGUGACUGUCUAAACUAGCCAUCGAUAUCUAAUUUAUCGAUCAAUUUGGGCGCUAAUAAUUUUCGAAUGAGAAGAUGAAAAGAUACUGCGCGUACAUACUGCACACACAAUGGAGUGCGUAAAACAUAUCUGAAAUCACGUCUGUGAUGUCAUUUUAGUUUAUCAGUCGAAUUGAUACAAUCGUAGAAUUGUGUGCAAUAAAAUUUCCCAGAGGAAAUGAUCAAAACUGUCUCGUAUUUUGUACUCUCUAUAAGCUAAAUAAUGUUUGAUAAGCGUAUCUCUUGAGUUUUAACACGUUUGCGAAAUUAUUUCACUUAAUGAGACAAAUUUAAACGAACAGUUAUUACUCGCAACAAUUAGGUAUAUCAAAUUAAACAAAGCAUUUCGCAGAAAUUAAUUUGCGGCUAGAAUUUUAUGGCGCGCUGGACGACGUUGUGUUAAUAUAGUAAAUUUAUCGAGACAAAUAAUUAGAGAGUAAAAUUGUUCAAAUUUAUAAGGAAACUGCGUCUGACGAUAACGAUACUUGGCUGUAAACAUCGCACGAGUAAAAAAGUCAGCGUAGCUUCGAAGCGCCUAUGACGUCAUCUUAAUCUGCUGGGUGGAUUAAGAUCUAUAGUAAAAAAAUUAAAGAAUUACCAGUUAAGUAGAUAAGGAGUAGAAUUUCUCGAGAUUAGCUUCAAUGUGUAUUAAAUGUAAUGCGCGAUCAUAGAGAUAUGUCUCUUGAGAGCCGCCGAGUAUUACUAUCGUAAUACAAUUAUAGACUGUAUACGCUUUUCGAGUCGAAUUCUUACCGGCAGCAAUGUGAGGGACGAACGACGAACGAGUAAACGGGGACGCGUGGAGAAUCGAAGAUCUCAGAAACGAACUUAUACGCGAUUAACGAAACAUUCAACUACGAACGAAGCGACGACACGUAGACGCGGCUUGUCUUAGCGGGUCGUUCGUCUUUCCCCUAGCAAUCUAUCGCAGCGGACAGACAUGCAGCAUCCCGAGACGUGAAGAGUGUUCCAAAAAAAGGCUGUACAAAUAAUACAAAUGUAUAUUUUAACGUGAGUGUUCUUACGAUGUUCGCCGGAGGAGAGUCUGUGAGUGUGUGAGAGAAGGUGCGACCGCGCGCCGGAGCGCAUGUUGACGCUGAAAGUGGAAUACUUGCGCUUAUCUAACGCGAUAUUUCGUGGUGUAAAUGGAAGAUUAGGCCAGCGUCCGCGUCCAAUGACAACAAUACGAACAAUACUCGUGAGAAAGGGUCUUGUUAUAGAUCGUAAGUCAUAGGGUAAAGACGAAGUCAGUCCGUGGAGCGGAAUAUCUGUUAGAACGAAGAUAAAUAAUCGAAUUCACAUUCUUACAUGCGACUCGCGCAGUCGCGCGCAAUGUAUAUGUAUUUAUAUAUCAUUUAUAUAUCGGAAAGGAGGAUCCAGGACGAUGCGAUGUUUGUCAACGAUGAGCAUUAAUCGGGUGGAAUGUUCACUGUAAUAGCACAUAAUUGCUUCCAUCGAUAUACAACUUCAUCUCUUUGUGUAUAUAGACAUUUUCCGUUAGAAUUAUAAGUAUAGUACAUCAUUCUGCCGCGGUAAUAUUAAUAGUAACAACGACGAGAUGACGAUAUCAUUAUUGUUAUAUUCGUAUAAUUACAAACUAUAAUUAUUUUUAAUAAAAAAACAUUACAAUGAA
Vollenhovia emeryi is the source of this 3951-nucleotide messenger RNA. RefSeq names its product NF-kappa-B inhibitor cactus-like. The record is from RefSeq and is a predicted model, not a curated record. The transcript has 3 exons. Gene Ontology annotation, molecular function: protein binding. Lineage: Eukaryota; Metazoa; Arthropoda; Insecta; Hymenoptera; Formicidae. The coding region runs from base 905 to 2293 and encodes 462 amino acids.